AUGUGAACCAUGCAGGUGGAUGCUGUUCUUGUGCUCUUCUGUGUUUGGCUCGCAGGAACAGCUGGGAGCUUGGCCCAGUCCAGGGGUCACAAGCUGGAGACCUACAAACAGAGCAGGUCACGAAGAGAGACCAGAAUGGAUGGGGGUGGUGGUCAAAAAACCGGAAGCCCAAUUUACAAACGAAGUCCAGACAUGACUAAAUCUUUGAUGACAAAAUCUGAGCAACUCCUGAGAAUAGAAGACCAUGAUUUCACCAUGAGGCCAGCCUUUGGAGGUCCUCCAAUUCCUGUUGGAGUGGAUGUUCAGGUUGAAAGUCUGGACACCAUCUCGGAGGUGGAUAUGGAUUUUACCAUGACACUGUACCUGCGUCACUACUGGAAGGACGAGCGGCUGUCGUUCCCGAGCACCAACAACCAGAGCAUGACCUUUGACAGUCGUCUGGUGAAAAAGAUUUGGGUUCCUGACAUGUUCUUCGUCCACUCUAAGCGCUCUUUUAUCCACGACACCACAACUGAUAACGUCAUGCUGAGGGUUUACCCGGAUGGCAACGUCCUCUACAGUCUCAGAGUCACUGUCACUGCCAUGUGUAACAUGGACCUCAGCCGCUUCCCUCUGGACACCCAAACCUGCUCGCUGGAGAUUGAGAGCUAUGCGUACACAGAUGACGACCUGAUGUUGUACUGGAAGAAAGGCAACGAAUCCCUGAACACGGACGAGAGAAUAUCUCUGUCCCAGUUCCUCAUCCAGAAAUUUCACACCACCACCAAGCUGGCUUUCUACAGCAGCACAGGCUGGUACAAUCGUUUGUACAUCCACUUCACCCUGCGGCGCCACAUCUUCUUCUUCCUGCUGCAGACUUACUUCCCUGCUACUCUGAUGGUCAUGCUGUCCUGGGUGUCCUUCUGGAUUGAUCGCAGGGCCGUCCCCGCCAGGGUGCCACUAGGCAUCACCACAGUGCUGACCAUGUCCACCAUCAUCACCGGGGUCAACGCCUCCAUGCCGCGGGUCUCCUACAUCAAGGCAGUGGACAUUUACCUCUGGGUCAGUUUUGUCUUUGUCUUCCUCUCGGUGAUAGAGUAUGCGGCAGUCAACUACCUCUCCACUGUACAGGAGAGGAAAGAGAGGAAACUAAGGGAGAGACUGCCGUGUACAUGCGGCAUUGGCAACCCUGAUGAGAUGAUGAUCGACCCCCAGAUCACUGGCUAUGGGUCCAUGGAUAUAAACAACACAGGGAAUUAUGGGAUGCCAGAGAACGGUGGUCGCCAGGAUCGAAUGUUGGCCCAGGUGUCGUUGAAUGACCCGCAGAUUGCAAGCCAGGUGAAGCCAUCCAGAGGCUAUGUGAACAUUUGGAUAGACACCCACGCCAUAGACAAGUACUCAAGGGUUGUGUUUCCUGGAGCGUACAUCCUCUUUAACAUCAUCUAUUGGUCCAUCUACUCUUAACCAGGGAUGCAGAAGUAGAUUCUUGUGAGAGUUGUUAAUGAUGAGACUUCAGAAGCUUGGCUCAUUUGUAGAGGAGCAGAAAAAUAACAUUGCAAUUGAUGCUUUUCAGACCCAGAAACUGCACUUAAGAUGCAUGGGGACAAUUAACAGAUUGCCAUUGCCUUCUCAACCCAGCCCCUUAAAACAGAAGAGUUUAUAAAUGAGCUACUGACACAAAGAAAAGUCAUCGCUGUUUUUCACUCCAUCAAAUCUAUGUGGCUUCAUGUUGUAACUAUCAGUGCAGGUGAUAGAAAGACAUUUGGAUAUUUUCGCCUCAGGACUUACUGCACAGUGAGACGCACAAACACGGACCUGUGCAUUUUAACUCGGCGACAUUUCAGUUCUUGAUGCAGUUCUUGAUCCAAAAAAUGUGAACAGAAAACCUUGGCUUAUGAACUAGACUUGACAAUCAAUGGCAAAUUAAAAUACUUUCAGGAAUAGUUUGGCUUAUUUGCAUUUGGGUAGAAAGUUAGAUAACAAAAUGUAUACCACUCACAUGUCUGUACAGUAAUCAUGAAGCUAAAGCAAGAAGAAGGUUAGGUUAUCAACCUCCCACCACCGCUAAAACAGGCUGAGUAAUUGAA
Molecule: messenger RNA, 2066 nt
Organism: Etheostoma spectabile (orangethroat darter)
Lineage: Eukaryota; Metazoa; Chordata; Actinopteri; Perciformes; Percidae
Product: gamma-aminobutyric acid receptor subunit rho-1
Exons: 10
Coding region: 10-1443 (477 amino acids)
Biological process (GO): monoatomic ion transmembrane transport
Cellular component (GO): membrane
Molecular function (GO): extracellular ligand-gated monoatomic ion channel activity; transmembrane signaling receptor activity
Source: RefSeq, a predicted model, not a curated record